AAGGACAUUUGUAUCUUCUUAAGGUUUACUAGGUUUUAUAAGUACUUUAUUAAGAAUUAUUUAAAGAUUACUAUACUACUAACGAAUCUCUUUUAUAGCGACGCUACUAGUACUGUUACACUAAGUUCUAAAGCCCUAAAAGCCUUUUAUAAGUUACGACUAGUCUUUGUAAAGGCCUCUGUCUUACGUUACUAUAACCUUAAACUACUUACGUAUAUAAAAACAGAUAUAUCUACCUAUACUAUUAGUACUGUCUUUUUAUAG
This is a messenger RNA of Amorphotheca resinae ATCC 22711, 264 nucleotides long. RefSeq lists its product as hypothetical. Lineage: Eukaryota; Fungi; Ascomycota; Leotiomycetes; Helotiales; Amorphothecaceae. The transcript has a single exon. The annotation marks the transcript as partial. The record is from RefSeq and is a predicted model, not a curated record.